AUGGUGAUGAUGAUGGCUUCCGAGCCAUUAGAAAGAUCAGAUUAUGAUUGUUGUAGUGAUGUUGGAGGUAGGGGUGGUCAGCAUUCGACGAAUACAACAUUGUUAAGAUCACAUGCUACUUCUAAAGGUGUACUGCUGUCAUCGUCUUCAUUAUCCAAUGUAUCGUUUCAACCUUGGGUAUCACCCUCACAGAGUGCAUUUCCUUCAGUGAAUAAUCCAUCUCUGUCAUCAACCACCACUAUCCCGUUGAUGAAUCGACAUGACGCAACAAUGUUUUCAACAACACCAAGUUUAUGA
Molecule: messenger RNA, 297 nt
Organism: Trichobilharzia regenti
Lineage: Eukaryota; Metazoa; Platyhelminthes; Trematoda; Strigeidida; Schistosomatidae
Source: the annotation of a GenBank genome assembly